AUGCUGUCAGUUAAGAAGUGUUUAUUUUGGAUUUUCAAGAGGUCUAAAAAAUCUAUUGUUGAGCAGUUGGAGGAUAUUGAUGAUGAAAUUUUGGAGUUGGAAAGUGAUCGGUCCAAUAGUAUGGACUCGGAAAAGCAAUUCGUUUUCCGACUGCUGUUUUACUCUUUCAUAAUUUUUGGUCUGAGUUUCAUAAUUGUGUACUACUACUAUUGGCCAAGAACAGUAACUGGCAAGGUGGUGGUAUGGAUAGUAUUCGCGAUAUAUCCACUUUGUAUAUACUUCUUGAAGUAUAUUUUUCGGAUGGUGUUUGUAAGGCGUGUAAAUAAGACAAAUGAAAAGCUGAAAAAGUUACGUGCUUUCAAACAGAAAUUGUUAGAGGAGGUGAUGGAAAAAGAGACGUAUAAUAAAGCGCAACAGAUACUUAAACGCUUCGAUCCAUUAGCAUUUGCAUCUAUUUCCGUUGAGGAAAGGAAACCUAAUAAGUCUGUCUUCGGUUCCAUGAUCAAUCUGAGUACUAAUUCCGAGGUGCGCCGUAGAAAUACUUAUGAUACGGCUUCAGGUGAUAAACUUUCAACUCCUGGAAUAUCAAAGCAAAAUACAAUUGAACAAACAAUUACACCUAUGCAUGGAUAUGUUCAGACAUCAGUUACCAGUAAACCACGACUAUUAAGACCACUUUUGCCUAAAGAGCGUUCAAUCAUUGAUCGAUUACUGGAUGCAUUGGUUGGUGAUGGUCCAGAGAAACGAUAUGCAUUAAUUUGUGGUGAAUGUUCAUCACACAAUGGAAUGGCCUUACAAGAAGAAUUUGAAUAUUUAGCAUUUCGAUGUUGCUAUUGUAAUCACUUCAACCCAGCUCAUCGUACUCGUUUAAAAUCGCCUUUAUCAUUAAGAAAUAUUGGCAAAUUCGAUCCAACGAGUUCACAGUCUACACCUUGUCUGUCAGUGAAAUCAACUACUGGAUUGUUGGAAACAAUGACAGAGGAGAUGAGAACAUCAACAGACAGCUUGAAUAAUAUGAAUGAUGAUGAUGUUGUUGAGAAUGCUGUCGUCGUUGGUACACUUGACAAAGAAGAUGUUCACACAACUGUAAUUCAUGAUUCUUAUAAUAGUCAUACUAAUGGAUUCAACGUAAGCAUGAAAGGGGAUAAACAUGAUGAUAGUAAUGACGCAAAGAAUAAUAACACCAACAGUCCUAUCAGUUCAAAACAUUCACCUCUCAAUAGAGAAUAGUACUCAGAGAGGAUGUUAAAAUGCCCCUACAUCAUUAUACAUCUGUGCAGAGGGUCA
Molecule: messenger RNA, 1287 nt
Organism: Heterobilharzia americana
Lineage: Eukaryota; Metazoa; Platyhelminthes; Trematoda; Strigeidida; Schistosomatidae
Source: the annotation of a GenBank genome assembly